CCUUGUGCUGCCACUGUAUACAGCCCGCGCUGAUAGUUUUGCCUGAUCCAUCACCAAAGGUUACACACCGCAGCUUUAAUGCUGCACGUGCAAAUUAUAUUCAAACCAGAUUGAAACCCUUUCAUAUUGUGCUGUUUUAAAGCUGACGCUCCAGUAAUAAGGACUAAGUCUUGUCUCUGUAGGCUGUCAGAGGUAAAGACACAUUCCUGAACCACACGCCAGUUUCCACAUGGAAACUUUGUGUUGCCGCCCACUUCUGCUCCAGUUGUGCGAGAGUUGAGCCACGGUUGUUCCCUUCACACAGCUCUGUGAAGACUCUGAGUGGGCACAAAAUGGCUCCGCGGCAGCUCCACCUGAGGUUAAUAGCGCUGACAGUGGUGGUGACACUGUUGGCUCUCAGAGAUGCAGCAGGUGACAGCAAACUGUACAAGAUCUUAAAGAAGAGAGAGGUGGCAGGACCUGGUACUACUCUGUCAAAGUCCUCCAUCGACGUCCCUCCCUCGAAGGCUCGGGAAUUCCUGGCAAAGCUGAGCAGAACCAAGAGGAACAUCUGGGACCGGAGCAGACCUGACGUGCAGCAGUGGAUCAUGCAGUUCAUGUACAUGGGCUACGACGAGCAGGUGAGUCGCCUCAAAUUUAUCUAUAAUCCAUAA
Molecule: messenger RNA, 653 nt
Organism: Solea senegalensis (Senegalese sole)
Lineage: Eukaryota; Metazoa; Chordata; Actinopteri; Pleuronectiformes; Soleidae
Product: augurin-A-like
Exons: 3
Coding region: 333-653 (106 amino acids)
Biological process (GO): central nervous system development; regulation of cell population proliferation; cellular senescence
Source: RefSeq, a predicted model, not a curated record